GCAACAGACGUUCCGUCAGAUUCACUUCACGGGAUCGGACUGUGUAACGCGGACGAUGUGUUUUUGACUAAUUGGCAAAUUGAUUUAAUCAAUAGUCAAGCGGUGUUACGUGGUAAAGAGUUGGAUGGCUUUGUGCUGCUGACUGCGGCACGAGCCUCUGUGACGCAGCGAUUCCAUUUACCGGUUUGGAAGAAAUCACAGCUGUUGGAUAAGCGAUCAUGGUGCGCAAUCUUGACUGGAAUGCAGGUUCCUGGCUGUUUUGAGUUUAUGUUGAUGUCUUAUCGAGAUUUUGCACGAUGA
Molecule: messenger RNA, 300 nt
Organism: Anisakis simplex (herring worm)
Lineage: Eukaryota; Metazoa; Nematoda; Chromadorea; Rhabditida; Anisakidae
Source: the annotation of a GenBank genome assembly